Lindgomyces ingoldianus is the source of this 660-nucleotide messenger RNA. RefSeq lists its product as uncharacterized. The transcript has 2 exons. The record is from RefSeq and is a predicted model, not a curated record. Bases 219 to 482 code for a protein of 87 amino acids. Lineage: Eukaryota; Fungi; Ascomycota; Dothideomycetes; Pleosporales; Lindgomycetaceae.
GAUCCCACCACAAUAACACUUGUUGACUAUGGAGGAGCAAAUGGCCGCCCUCCCCGCAUCGCUGAGGCAGCCGUCGACGAAUGUCGACAAGAAGCUACAGCCGUUUAACACGCUCAAGUCGAGCAUCAAGCACCUUCGCCCCCCCCCAUAACUGCUAGGCUCCUAUCUUCAAAUGCAUCCGCCUUGCCAUCAGCACCACACAGUUUGCCGCUCUCGCAAUGACGGGCUUCUCGACACCGACCCAUCUCAUCCGCCGUCUGUGCAUGCCACAGCAGAAUGCCGCCAUCAUCCCAGGCCAGUUCCCGAAGCCCCUCCCGAUACUACUCGACAGGCUGGGCGAUGCACGCGAGUAUCACAGCAACGCCGCCUCUUUGAUACUGGGAGAUCUCUGGCCAUUGGCGCAUCAGCCGGUGUGGGGGCUGGUGCGCCAUCAUGCCAUGAAGAGCAUCAGCCCCCGUGCGAAGGAGGCUUCGAUGCAAUGAGUCGUGAAGAUGAACAACACCCAGAACUCGCCCUUCAAAACCUUCACCCCGCUGCUUCUUGCCAUCCUCGAAGACGCCGACGCAGCAGUCCAAUAGGAAAGAGAUACGGAAAGGGAUGGGCCAGUUGUAAGAAAAAGAACUAGGACUGGAUAUCAGACGUUGCUAUACAGCCUUUCUA